UUAACACGUUUAGCUUCGUAGUUAGAGCGUGAUUUGUGAAAGGAUUUUUAUUUCCUUUACAGCUGAGAAGCAGUGACUUUUGACCUUUCACACGCUGCCUGCUCGGACCGCAGCGAGCGUCGACGAUAACGAGAAGGUUUCCUAAGAAACACUAACUUGUCUACAGCAGAAAGCAUGGCAGAUAUUGAAGUUCAGGUUGAGGUCCAGCUCGCCUCAAACUGACCAUCAGGACGGAGUGCGUUUGGGGGACUACAGGAGGACAUGAGCUGUGACAAAGAGUCAGACGGCCCGGAGAGUCCACAAAACUCCAUACCAGGAGAUGUGGAGGAGUCGCUGUUGUUGUUGGCUGACGUUGCUCUGGCGCCAUCCUGUGGUGACCGACCGGGCUGCAGCUGUGACUGUGAGGCCUGCUGCUGUCUGGAUGUCAGACAGGUGGAGCUGAGCCUCCUGACCAUGCAGAUGCAACUCCAGUUCCUCAUGAGCAAAGCAGAUUACUUUCAGGACUGCCUUGUCAAAGGACAGGGCAACUUUGAGAGAGAGGCUCUUGCUACUGCAGUGCCAAGUUUCCUGUACACCUGUCAGCCUUACUUUAACCAGGUGGAAUCUACAGCUAGGAGCACCAUGUCCCAGGACCACCCUCUACCUACUGGCCUCUGCUCUAGGCGUAUGCAGCUGUUGGACUUCUCUCAGCAGCUGUGUGACAGGUUGGAGCAGCUGGUGUUGACCUACGCCAGCUACAAUCUCCUCUGUUUGGACGAGAAGGAACCUAACAGCGUGUCACACUUCUUAAUCGGUCAGAGUCAGCUCGGACGAGUGAGGCUGUCAACGUUCCUCUACUGUAAGCCAACGCCUUUCCUGGCCCAGGACGACACUGGCCUGUACAAACGCAUGCGCUGGAAUGUGGACAGACUCAGAGACGAGCAGCAGCAGCAGCAGAUGGAUGACGAGCAGAGUGGAGAGAGCGAGGAGAGGGAGGCAGAAACAGUCAGUGACACAGAGUAUUACUUCCUCUGCUAUGAGGAUAUUCCCAGUGAACCCACAGAGGCUUCCGAGCAUAACCGAGGUGCUUAUCACUGCAGCGUGGUGAGGAUGUGGUCCAUUGGUCAGUGGCUGCAGACGAACCCCGACCCAGACACAGAGGACAUCUAUGACUGGAUCAUGUGCGACAUCCCUCAGGCCUGCUAUCAGAGGCUGUUGUUACUGGGCAGCGUUGAGCCAUCAAGCUGCAGCGCUACAGACAUGCUGCAACAGCUGCUGUUGUCACAGCACACAACAGAGUGAUGUUAGGCCCAAAUAGGUGAUGUUUAAGUGCACAUAUGACAACUGUUACAUGGGUGCAUCAUUCUCGAUAGCUGGUAGAAAGAUAAAACAGCAUUUGGGAAGAGACCAGUUUAGGUCACACAGGAUGUGCAGACAAAUCCUGAAGGUAGUUAUUAAGCAUAAAUAAAUAAAUAUGUGUCAUUGGGUUUAUGCAAGAUUCCCAAGUUGAGCAUUUGGUUUCUUCUGGAUGUUGGAGCAAGAACACCAAAGCUGGACUCACAAGGACAUGACUGUGAAAUUGAACACUUUGAGCCAGAGUAAGCAGAUGCUUCCAGGAUCUGUUGUUUUUUCCAUACGUUUAAAGCUGAAGAGGCUCGUGUUUUCGUAUGUUGUGAUGAGCGCUGGUUUCAGAAACAGAGUUUUACCUCUGUCAGGUUAUGUAAAAAUAGUUUUAUACAGUGUGUUUGUGUAUUAAUGUUUGUUGCACAUCAAUUUGUCACUUUAUUUUGUUCAGCAUGUUAAUGUGUCAAGCUGUAAGGGAUUUUGUAAGGAUUUGUAAACAUUUUAAGUUUUAAACUUUUAAAAAUCUUUUGAUGUGCUGUAAAGAAGUCCAGAAAAGUUAUUUUAUAAAAAUUUAUUUGCAUGAAACAUUGCAUUAAAAUAAUUACACAUA
Messenger RNA from Scatophagus argus, 1933 nucleotides. It is a transcript of the gene c2h19orf67, whose product is annotated as chromosome 2 C19orf67 homolog. The record is from RefSeq and is a predicted model, not a curated record. NCBI's taxonomy places the organism in Eukaryota, Metazoa, Chordata, Actinopteri, Scatophagidae. The transcript has 8 exons.